Molecule: messenger RNA, 2312 nt
Organism: Spizellomyces punctatus DAOM BR117
Lineage: Eukaryota; Fungi; Chytridiomycota; Chytridiomycetes; Spizellomycetales; Spizellomycetaceae
Exons: 4
Coding region: 145-2145 (666 amino acids)
Source: RefSeq, a predicted model, not a curated record
CGUCAUCAUGGCUUACGAAAGAAGGUUCGGAAGGACGAUGGGAGGAAACGUCACAACCGUCGUUUGCCUUCCUUAUAAAAGCGACUUGACCCGACACAAUUCCUCCCGUCCCAAUUUUCCUUGUCUUGCUUUGCUACAAUAAGAAUGGCCGCACUGGCAGCAGCAGCUGUCCUUUCCCUCGCCGCGUUUUCGGCUGGUGUUGCUGCGCAAAAUCCAUCGGGAGUCACCAAUGGAGGAGAUCCAGCAACGGUAGGGCAGUGGAAAGUCGUUUCGACAAAUUCCGGCGUUGUUCCAAUCCAUGUCGCAUACCUUCCCGGCGACAAGCUCUACAUGAGCGAACGCAUUCACAUUCCACCAAGAACCGCUGACGGAGUUUCAGAGGCGGACAUACAAACGCGCCUCGCGACCGGAUGGUACACUCAGAACCAGAACUUGAAAAACAACGCGUUCUUCACCGAUGCAGCAGAGUUUGAUCUCGGCACCAACCAAUACACGCUUAUCGAUCACAUUCCCGCUCAAACGGACACGGCCAAGAAUCAGGGAUACGCCUUCUGUUCGGGUCAUUCUCAGUUGCCUGACGGGCGAAUUAUCGUGGUCGGCGGUGAUCAGUACUGGGAUACGCCGUGGAAUGGACAAAACAGGACUUCUGACGGACGUCGUGAUAUUCGCAUCUACACAAACUCCACGUCAUUUGCAAAGGUCGCGGACAUUUACAAUGUUGACAACCUAGGUCCCAAUGAUCCUCGACGCGAGCUUUGGGGCCGCUGGUAUCCGAGUGUCUUGACAUUACCGGACGAGCAAAACGUACUGAUUAUGGGUGGUCAACGAGCCUUUUACAGCCCGGACAAUGCUACCAUGGAUAACCCCACAUAUGAAAUCUUCAACGUUAAUACGCUGACCUCCACCAAACCGGUCCAAUCCAACCUAUUGUCCGCAAACUUUCCCGUCAACAUGUAUCCGAUACUUUAUGUACUUCCUCAGAGCGGCAAGAUUUGGGCAUUUGCCAACAAUGCAUCUGCAGUUUUGGAUCUCGCCGCGGGUACAGAGACACCCGGUCCUUCGUUACCAAACGAUGGCGUUCUCGGCAGAAGCUUUCCGUUUGCUGGCACCAACUUUAUACCGAUGAUUUCGUACAAGGAUAAUUACCAGAUGGUUUCGUGGCUCUGCGGCGGUGUCAAUGGCACGGGUCCGGACGGUAACCCCACUCCGCGUGAAGGUAAUUCACCCAAAUGGUACGCCAACUGUCCCAACUGUCUGCCGACGGCAUCCUGCCACUCCUUGCCACUGGAAAAGAAUGGCGCUCAGUGGAGUCGCGAAGAUAUGCCACUUGCGCGGUCCCAGCCAGCUGCCGUGAACCUUCCUGAUGGAACAAUAGCCAUUGUCAGCGGUUCCGGGAAAGGUCACCAGGGCGGAGUCUUUGGUCAAGCUGUUGCCAGCAAUGGUGUCAAGAAGGUUGUCAUAUUCGACCCAUCCAAAAAGGUUGGUGACGCCAACCGAUGGAGGGUAGGAGCAGAAGCCGCAAUUGCUCGACAUUACCACAACACUGCUCUCCUUCGGGUCGAUGGAACCAUUGUCACUGGAGGAGGUGACGCUCAGAACGGCGACAACAUUGCGGACCGUCCCGAUGAUAUGAAUCUCGAAGUCUACUCUCCUCCCUACAUGUUCAUGUCAAACCGCCUCGAGCUGGACCAGGUUCCCACACAAAUCAAAUAUGGCCAGCAAUUCAUUGUCACCUUUAAGGGCGAUGUUGCCCAGCAAGUUAAACAAGUCAGCAUGAUCCGAUAUGCUACCAUGACCCAUACCAUGAACUUGGACCAACGCCACGUGGAGCUCGAGAUUAUCAAAUACGGAAAAAAUAAGCUCUUGGUCAAGGCUCCUACCAAUCCCAAUGCCGCUAUUGCCGGUAACUGGAUGCUGUGGGCCGUCGACUCGCGCGGCGCACCCGUGGUCAAGGCCGCUACGGUCAGUCUUCGGAACAGUAACCCUGGCGGAGACGCUCAGUGGAACGAUGCAGAAACCGUUUCUACGCCUCAAUUCAGUAGUCAAUCAUCUUCAGCCGCAGUGCGGUUUGCGGGAAUGUCAGUGCCGAGCAUGACGUUUUUCAUUGUUGUGAGUUGCCUUGUCACCGUUGGGGGUUUCUGGUAGGUGUGAAAACAUUGUAAAGACGAGAAGGACACUUGGGGUGAAAUUGUUCUUUUGUAUUGUAGCGCUCCCUUAUCACACGUAAUUGUAAUUUGUGCAUUAAUAGAUAUUUUACAUAGUAGAAUAGUGUGACUGUGCCAUCACGCAAUUUAUCCUUUUGUGUUCACCGA